AGUCGACGGAACCGGACGUGCGUCGGAAAACAAUUCGUGAAAAUAAUUCGAGAAGUAAACGCGACGUGCGUAAAAAUCUGUGGAAACUUCUCCUGGGAGGGGGUUACAUUUCGCAUUUUCCCAGAAAAAUAACUGUUUGCAAUUGGUGUCCCGAAAGUCCUUUUGUCGCAGAAGUUGCAACAUCCCAGACAUGUUAAAUACCCGCAACCAACACGAAAGACAACAAGGCAAACAUAAUUAAUUGCACUGACGCUGCCGCAAAGUGUGGCGCGUGAGAAGAGCACGUGUGUGUUCGAAUCGUGUUCGCUUAAAUACAAAAAAAACCGAAAAAAGAAAUAAAUAAAAAUCAAAAUUAAUUGCGUUUCAAGUAUUUUUAAAUACGCAUCUCGGGGGCCGUGUCAAUCGGCUGGAUUAUCUGCGGUUUUAUUGGCCUGGCCAGCAGUAUUAAAAACAACCAGAAAAGUAUAUGAAAAAAAAAAGUAUAAAAUAAUAUUGAAAACAAGCCGACUGUUAGUGGUAGUGAGUGUGUCCUGGGUUUCGGUCCUUGGUCGCUUGUUGUGCGCGCAAUUUCCGGCUUCCGUUUCCGGCAAAGCGACGUCCGUGUCCGGCCGACUAGGCGCAGCCUUAAUUUGCCAACGCGGAGAGUAAUCACAGUUCACAGAAACCGAAACGAGAACGAGAACGAGUUUUUUUCGGGCUCACCCCAAAAGAAAAACAAGACAGCGCCAAAGUGCUGGAAUUUCCGUCUCAAAGAGUUCUAAGCCAAUAUGAACCGUUAAUCCCCCGACAAAAAGUUCGCCAUAAUACCAUACCUACUUAGGAAAAUAUUUUUAAUUGAAAAUCCCCUUUGAGAAAAGUAAUGCCUGAUUAUCAGCAACAGUAAGCAGGACCUCCACUCAAAGCACCCAAAAGCCCCGAAAAACCAACAAAAAAAAGUAAAUAAAAGUACCCAUGUGCCAAUCUGAAAGCUGAGCGGUUUCGGAAGGAAUAUUGCCGCACAGGAAAAUCCAAAUACCAACGAAUUUCUGGACAAGUGAUGAAGUCAUGAGACCGACAUUCGAUCGACGCCUCUGGAUAUUAUUGUUCAUUAUUUCAGUACAAUGUACCACCUACACGCAACCACAGAAUAUCAAUCCAGCCAAGUCAGUGCAAAGAACGAAGCCCGCCGACAGUCGAGAAGCCAUCAGCAGCCCACACAGCGGCAGCAGCAGAUGGCUGAGCAUAUCACCAGAGUCCCUGGAGGAGCCAGUUGACCAGCGCGGUAAGCCGGCCAUCAAGUGCACCAAGAACUGCCAGAAGGCCAAGGCCAAGUGGGCAAAGUGGCGGACGCAGUUGAAGCCCCACCACCAGGCCCAACGGGCGGUCAAGCGGCGUCAGCGACGGGAGACCGAGGAGGAUUCCGACCUGGAGUCCAGUUCCACCAGCACCUCCACGGUAGCGGCGGCUGUCUUCAGUACAGUCCAGGCCACCAGUUCCAGUAGUCCGGCCACCCGGAGCUUCCAUGUCAACGAGACCAAGGCGAAGCGACCCCGGUCGACGGUCCACUUGGCACCCGAGGACUUGCAGCCGAAGGCCAAGGAGCCGGUGAUCAUCAUCGACGACGUGGAGGAGUUCGACAGCGGGACCAGUACCCGGGAUCUCUUCAGCCGCAAGAGCCGCGAGGAUGCGGAUGGUGAGGAGGACGAGGACGAGGGACCGCUGGAGCCGCGGGUCCUGCCACUGCGGCCCGUGCCCCCCAAUCCCUACGAGGCGGAGGAAAUGUCGGUGGUCUAUGCGGAGCAGCACUCGGAAAUCAAGCUGAUGUGUGAGGUGGACCUGGACAUUGCCACCAGCAUGUGGUACAAGAACGGCCAGGUGGUGCACGCCAUGGACCGCACCACCCGGGUCACCGACUAUCGCUUCAUCAAGGAGGCUAAUGGCGCGCUAACCAUCACCAACGUCAUGCUGGAGGACGACGGCAAGUGGCAGUGCGAGGCGGAGAACACGCGCCGCUACACGGAGAAUGCCCGGCCCGUUAAGCUGGUCGUCCUGGAUCGCCCUAAGCCACCGUACCUUUUAAUCGACGGCCGACGCCUGGAUGCCAGCAACCUCUUCGUGCCCGUGAAGGAGAACUCCGAGCUGAACCUGGCGUGUGUCAGCGAGGGCGGCAAUCCUCGGCCCACCCUCACUUGGGAGGUGCUGCUCAGCCCCGGCGUGGACCGGCACGCCCAAAAGGUGUCCGCCGAGGUGCUCGAGCUGGAGGAGAUCAAGGGCGAAAAGGAUAAAAACGGCUACAAAAUCAACAGCGGCUCGAAGAGCGAAGCCCGACUGCCGGCCGUCUACAGGGCCCACCACAACGCCCGGAUUCUGUGCGUCAUGGAGCAUCCCACGCUGAAGAUACGACAGAACGCCUCCCUUCUCCUAGAUGUGCAAUACACGCCCUCCUUCGCCAUAUCCCGCACACCUGGCUUUGGUUAUCCGCUCCGCGAGGGCAUCGAAGUUAGCCUCAAGUGCGACGUCGACUCCAAUCCUCCGAGCACUCCGCGCUGGCAGAAGGACGAUGGUGACACGCCGGUGCCCCAAACGGGCGAUGGUUUCCUGAACUUCACGUCGAUACGGCGCGAACACUCCGGCUGGUACAAGUGCACAUCCCGCCACCUCAACUUCCAGUACUCGUCGAUUGGCUAUUACCUCAGUGUGCGAUACGAUUCUGUGGACGUGACCUCGGAGCCGGAUGAUCAGGAUGUUUCCGUGGCAGCUGCCUCGCACAAUCCCAACAAGGGGCAGCUGGAAGUGCAGCUGGGUGGCGCCGUAACGUUGCAGUGUCCGCAAGGCUCUCUGGGCUGCUGGUCCCACUUGGAUCCCAUUUCGGCCCGUCUCCGGGGCCUGGGCUACGGCAGCAGCCAGCCCACCGGCCAGUUCUCACUCAAGGACGUCAUGUACCAGGAUGCAGGCAUGUACAAGUGCGUUGGCCAAUCGCCGGCCAACAAGAAGAAGCUGGAGGUCCUGCAGAGUGUCACGGUGUCUGUGAAGGGUGCCCCCACAGCAGUAGCCUUGAAUGCCACCCCCAUUGCCUAUCCGGGAUCACCCCUACACCUCAACGUGGAGUUCUGCGCCAACCCGCCGGCCCAUGCUGCCCGCUGGUUGCACGGCGAUCGGGUCUUCACGCCCGGAAACCAAUACGGUGCCACUGUCCUGGCCUACGCGGUCAAGGAUCUACCCGUGCCCUUCUGCAAGGAGGCGCGACUCACCUACGUCAGCAUGCACGAACGGGUGCCAAGGACCUUCUACUUUAUUGUCUCCUCGCCAGGUGGCGUGGCCGAGGCGGUCUUCAAUGUCAACUUCACCAAGCGCCAUCGCCAGCUCUCCAACUCCAUCGACGACGACGACGAGGAGGAGGAGCUCCAUCGACCCGAGCAGAUCCACUUCCCCAUCUUCAACGGCAAGUCCUCUAGCGGGCGCAGCCGGUGGGCGGUGGUGCCGGCCCUUUUAAUGGUCCUUGGCCUAAUCAGCAGCCAUUAGGCUCGAAUGAGUGCGAGUGAGUGUGUCCUGAGAGUGAAUGAGCGAAUGAGAGUCCUUUUUGGAAGUGUGUGCCUACUGCGUUCUUUACACCAAAAAUGUUCUAUGUAACCAAACCCUAACUUGUAUGGAUCUACCCACUUACUCGACAUUACCGCGUGGACUAUGCCGCACGACUACUACUCUAUAUAGCUAUAUAUGUAUGUGUAUCUGUAACCGAUUUAGCCAAGUAUCAAAAAUUGCCCUAGGCUAAGAUCCCAGGCCCCCCUCAAAAUUAGGACUUUUCAGAAACUUUCCAAAACCAAAACAAGGAUAAAAACAUAGGAGGAAAGCACUCUCUAUCCCCAAAAACUAUUCGAAUAUUUUUACUAUAACCCCUAGCUGUAACUGUAACGGUAACUGUAACCUUAUCGCUGUAUGUCAAUGUGUAUGUGUGUGCGCUUAACUAAAAUGCCAAAAAAAAAA
Messenger RNA from Drosophila bipectinata, 3963 nucleotides. RefSeq names its product teiresias (gene tei). Gene Ontology annotation, biological process: cell-cell adhesion. Gene Ontology annotation, molecular function: cell adhesion molecule binding. The record is from RefSeq and is a predicted model, not a curated record. NCBI's taxonomy places the organism in Eukaryota, Metazoa, Arthropoda, Insecta, Diptera, Drosophilidae. Gene Ontology annotation, cellular component: cell-cell junction; plasma membrane.